Messenger RNA from Sus scrofa (pig), 1797 nucleotides. Lineage: Eukaryota; Metazoa; Chordata; Mammalia; Artiodactyla; Suidae. The record is from RefSeq and is a predicted model, not a curated record.
UCUCUUACCACCGCUAUCACCCUCUCCAACUCAUCUACAUACAUCUUUAAAUCAACAGGUUCCAAGGAGCCUAACACUUUAAAUGAAGUAGCUCUCUCUAGAAAACCCCUUGAGACACAAGUUUGGAAGGUGCGGGCAACUUAAGAGGGAUGCUUUCUUUGACAAACAAGAGAGUGAGCCAUGGACACUCCCAAGACAGCUCUUUCCUCCCAGACUUCCCCACAGCGCUGAGGCAGACAAGCGCUUCCCCUUGAUUCUGCCCAGGACAGUCAGCGUGUGGGGCGGGGCAGGGACGACGCGCCAGGAACAGGGCGGGUUCCAAGCCGCUGGUUUCCCUGAGAUGCCACGGUGGGGGCUUGGGGACUGCAAGGCGACGCUAUAGCGCCAGCGGCCGCCGCCACCGCGUGCCCGCCCCUCAGACAGGUGCUCAAAGCAAAUCAGAGAGCGAAAGAAACAGGCGAGGGAAUUAGAAGGAGUCCUCAAAUCAGAGAGCGAAAGAAACAGGCGAGGGAGUUAGAAGUUCUCAAGGUGUUUCUUGCCGGCCGGUACCUGCGCUUCGUUGUCAAUACCAUGGACAGCGCCUGCAAACCAACUCAAAGGCGCUUGGAUGCCGCUGGCUUCUGGCAGAUCUGGCAGCGCUUUGACGCGGAUGAAAAAGGUUACAUAGAAGAGAAGGAGCUUGAUGCUUUCUUUCAUCACGUGUUGACGAAAUUGGGUACUGAUGAUGCAGUCAUGGAAGAAAAUGUGUGGAAGAUGAAGCAACAAUUUAUGGCUGCCCAUGACGUCUCUAAAGAUGGUCACAUACAGAUGAAAGAGGAAACCCCUUUGGACAGCAGUGUGGAGUUUAUGCAGAUCUGGCGCAAAUAUGAUGCUGACAGCAGUGGCUUUAUAUCAGCUGCUGAACUUUGUAACUUCCUCCGAGACCUUUUCCUCCACCACAAAAAGGCCAUUUCGGAGGCUAAGCUGGAAGAAUAUACUGGCACCAUGAUGAAGAUCUUUGACAAAAAUAAAGAUGGCCGGUUGGAUCUUAAUGAUUUGGCAAGAAUUCUGGCUCUUCAGGAAAAUUUCCUUCUCCAAUUUAAAAUGGAUGCUUGUUCCACUGAAGAAAGAAAGAGGGACUUUGAGAAAAUCUUUGCUCACUAUGAUGUUAGUAAAACUGGAGCUCUAGAAGGCCCAGAAGUGGAUGGGUUUGUCAAAGACAUGAUGGAGCUUGUCCAGCCCAGCAUCAGUGGGGUGGACCUUGAUAAGUUCCGGGAGAUUCUCUUGCGUCACUGCGAUGUGAACAAGGAUGGAAAAAUUCAGAAGUCUGAGCUGGCUUUGUGCCUUGGCCUGAAAAUCAACCCAUAAUGAAAAUCAACCCAUAACCCCCAGAAUUCUUUGCCUUUUGCUCUUAGUUGUUUCUGAGCCCCUCCUGGUAAAAGUUUUUCUGUGCUUUGCUCUUGGGGACACAGUGGGUCAACUUUUUAACAAAUGAUGUGGUUUUCUUGGGCAAGAGGAGGGACCCGAGGGCCUUUUUUUCAUGGCAUGGUGUUUUCCUGCUUUUAAUGGAAGCCUCCCACGCAAGGUCUGUGUUAUUUGCCCCUUGACCCUGGACUUUCCUGUCCCCUCCAAAGACUCAUCCGACCCCGAAGAUCUCGGCUUGUCCUCCCCCAGUCACUGGGAAGGCGGGGGCAGCCAAAUCCAUCCAUCUGUGCUUCUCUUGUGGGCUUUCUGCUGAAUGCCAUGUGACACUGUGGUAGUCCCAUGACUUCUACAAAUAGAUUGUGAAGUGGAAAUAAACCUGCCGCUGGAAACAAA